AUUACUUUGUCAGGAGAUCUCCAUUGCAUGCAUCCAAUCUGAGUAUCCUGAGACAAAAAAGGUAAUGAUGAGAAUGGCAUACAGGAACAUGAUAUACAAAAUUCGAUGGCUCUUGGUAGCUCAGUUUCUACUACUAGUCCCUUUAACCACAAGUAAAGUUCCAGCCAUCAUAGCGUUUGGAGACUCUUACUCGGAUGCCGGAAACAACAACGCCAUUCCCACUCUUCUCAAGAGCAAUUUCAAGCCUUAUGGACGUCAUUUUCCCGGCGGCCACCCCACGGGACGGUUCUGCGACGGCCGCCUUCCUCCAGACUUCAUUUCUGAGGCUUUUGGGCUCAAACCGACAAUACCCGCCUACUUGGAUCCUGCCUACACUAUACCAGAUUUUGCCACCGGAGUUUGCUUUGCUUCUUCUGGAACAGGCUAUGACAAUGCAACUUCUGAUGUGUUUAAUGUGAUACCAAUGUGGAAGGAAUUGGAAUACUACAAGGAUUACCAAAACAAAUUGAGAGCUUACCUUGGGAAUGAAAAGGCUAAUGAAAUUUUGAGUGAGGCCUUAUAUUUGCUGAGCUUAGGAACAAACGACUUCCUAAUAAACUACUACAUAUUCCCAACCCGGCGGUCUCAAUUCACCAUCCAAGAGUAUGAGGAUUUUCUGGUUGGCCUUUCUGGAAAUUUCAUUAGAGACCUUUAUAACCUUGGAGCUCGGAAAAUAUCCCUCACUGGAGUUCCUCCUUUGGGGUGUUUGCCACUGGAGAGACUCACAAAUAUACUGCAACAUCAUGACUGCAAUGAGAAAUACAACAAUGUGGCUUUGGAAUUUAAUGGCAAGUUGACGAAUUUGGUGAGAAGGUUGAAUAAGGAGCUUCGUGGGAUCACCAUAGUGUUUGCAGAUUCAUAUCACAGUAUAGAUCAAAUGAUUACAAGACCUUCUUUAUAUGGAUUUGAGGAAGUAGGAGUGGCAUGUUGUUCAACGGGCACAUUCGAGAUCAGUUACCUCUGCAGUGAGCACAAUCCAUUGACAUGCUCGGAUGCGAAUAAGUAUGUCUUUUGGGAUGCCUUCCACCCUACAGAGAAAACAAAUCGCAUAGUGGUGGAUCACUAUAUAGAUAGUCUUCUAGUAAGCUUUCGUUGAUUAAUUCCAUCAAAACUAAAAUAAAUAAAUCUAUUCAUUUCUUCUGGAUUUCAUGAUAUUAAAUGUUAAUUAGUUUCUUCUUUGGAGUAAUUGAUUAUAAUAAAUUAUCUUUUGUACUCUCUCCACCUCCCU
Molecule: messenger RNA, 1267 nt
Organism: Corylus avellana
Lineage: Eukaryota; Viridiplantae; Streptophyta; Magnoliopsida; Fagales; Betulaceae
Product: GDSL esterase/lipase At2g42990
Molecular function (GO): hydrolase activity, acting on ester bonds
Source: RefSeq, a predicted model, not a curated record